Scheffersomyces stipitis CBS 6054 is the source of this 1251-nucleotide messenger RNA. RefSeq lists its product as uncharacterized. Gene Ontology annotation, cellular component: COP9 signalosome. Gene Ontology annotation, biological process: protein deneddylation. NCBI's taxonomy places the organism in Eukaryota, Fungi, Ascomycota, Pichiomycetes, Serinales, Debaryomycetaceae. The transcript is spliced from 2 exons. The record is from RefSeq and is a predicted model, not a curated record. The annotation marks the transcript as partial.
UACUAUGCUGCUAAGGGAUUGAAAUAUGACGAUAAAGCUGCUGCAAUACGAGAAUUGAAGCUGGUCGUAGAUAAAUCGGAGGAUAAUGAAGAGAACAAUGAAUGGAGAUUUAAAGCAUGCAAGCAGAUCAUGAAGAUCAGUGUAGAUAUUCAGGAUUACGAUGGAGCAUUGCAGCAGCUCAGCAAGUUGAUUGAACUACUUCCAAAAGUCAGCAGGAUUUAUUCUGAAGAGUCUUUAAUCAAGAUAGUCAUGAAUUACUCCAUCGUGGGUGAUAAUCUGUUUGUGACAUCUUUGUAUGAUAUGAUAACGAAAUAUACUCUGGAAUCGAGUUCUGGAAGUAAUGAUAGAUUGUUCUUGAAGAUUUCUCUUAGCAAACUCAACUACUUUCUUGAAAAUGGUGACUAUGCUAAAUGUCCACCAUUAAUAAAGUCUAUCAAUGAGAAACUCGCCCAAGUCUCAGAAGCAAUGAUGAAGUCAUAUGUGCUAGAAGCUAUUGCUUGUGAGAUUGAGUAUGAAUCGCACAUGUCAAAUGUCAACCUCCUCAAAUUAAACCAAUUAUACCGAAAGAGUUUGAAGAUAACAACAGCUGUAACACAUCCAAAGAUUCUUGGGACGAUACGAGAGAGUGGAGGAAAAGUCUCGUUUUACAGAGGAGACUACGAAAAAGCUAGAACUGAGUUUUAUGAAUGUUUUAAGAAUUAUGAUGAAGCUGGAUCUUCCAAGAAAAAGAAAAUACUAAAGUAUCUAACCUUAUGCUCCUUAUUGACAGGGAAUGAAUUCAAUCCGUUUGAGUCUCAAGAAACACAAACAUAUGCACAGCUUCCAGAAUUUUCCAAUUUAUUGCUAUUAAUGCAAUCUUACGACGAUAUGGAUUUGAAAGGAACUAAACAGAUUAUAGAACAUAUCCUAAUAUCCAAGGACGAGUUGCUGAACGACGAUAUCUUCUUGAAUGCCCAUGAGAAGAUCUUGCUUAAUUUGAAAUCAAAAGCUAUAAUGAACCUCUUCAGCGCCUUCAGAACUAUCAAGUUCGAGUCGAUAAGGCAAGCUGUAGAUUUGAGCCAGGAAGACCUUGAAACACAUAUAAUGAAACUAGUAAAUUCUGGAAAACUCACCCAUAUCAAGAUCGAUUUCGUCAAUGGGUAUGUAGAGUCUACGAACGACGAAUACUGUGAAAACGUAAGUAAAGUAGACCUCCUCACCAGUUGGUACAAAGAGCUACAAAAGUACUACAAUAGCAUCGCCAGUAAAUAG